AUUGAAGCUCCGAAGGUGACCGGCAAUAGCCCGUCAACAUUUGUCAUAUAACCUUUCAGCAUCCGUGGAAUCUCGGCAGCAACGAAAAUACCGAGUCAUCUCGGAUCGCCUCGAGGAUGCCCGUCAGAAAUUCAAUCUAGAUAAAUGUUGCAAACCCAUCAUUGUUGGCGUUGAAAGCAUCAACGGCAUUCACUGUACCGUAUAUAUUCGGAAAACAUGCUGACCCGGCUCCUGACCAUCGGCCAUAUGGCCCUGAUCAUCUUCCAUCUCCAAUUUUCUGCCUGCCAUCCCUUGACUUCUGGCCCGCGUUAUGAGGCAAGAGGAGUCACCACCAGCCAUCGCUAUCCAACCCGCGAACUUGCGGGCAUCACAGUGAUUGACACCUCCCUCGUGCGCUCAGCCCAAGCCUUUGCUCUCGCACACAGCAGCUCAACAACCUACAACCACGUAAUGCGCUCGUGGCUGUUCGGCGCCCUCAUGGUAAGAACAACGCAACUCUACAACGAACGAUUGAUCUUGAGAUCCAAGCCGUGUCAGCCUUGUUGCACGAUCUUGGCUGGGACCAAACCCCAUCGUCCCCUAUCAUAUCCCCCGACAGACGCUUCGAAGUAGAUGGCGCCAUUGCCGCCCGUGCCUUUCUCCAUGACCACCCUCACGGCAGGAAGUGGAAUGAACGCCGCGUGCAACUCGUCUGGGACGCCAUCGCUCUGCACACCGAACGAGCCUUGAACUACUUCAAAGAGCCCGCCGUCCGCCUAGUCAGCCAGGGUAUAAGCCUUGAUUUUGAAACGGCAGAAAUAGCGAAAGCCACGUUCGGGAUACCUAUUUCGGAGUACCAGGCUGUUGUGGCCGAGUUUCCAAAAGAAGGGUUCAAGCAGGCGUUGAACGAGACGUUUGUGUGGCUUUGCCGGGAGAAGCCGGGGAGCACUUAUAGUGAAACUAAAACAGACAACUGGAUGCAGCCUUGGGGAGACCGAUAUGUGGAUGGGUAUAACUCGAGCGCGAAUUUGAGGAUCGAUAUUAUUGACAGGAAUCUUCCUUGAGCAGUGCACUGGGUUUUGUCGGGACAAUGGUCUCAAAGCAUAUGCUGGAAAAGGGGUAGUUAAGGGGGGAUCCACUUUUACCCCUUUUUUGCCAUUGUGGUGAUGGUCUGGGUAGAAUAAACUUUCUUUACCACUGGACCGGAAUAUACUCCGAGAUGGUUGACCUGAGAUGUCUCAUAUAAGCACCGCUGGUUGGAGCCCAGUGACC
Molecule: messenger RNA, 1251 nt
Organism: Podospora pseudocomata
Lineage: Eukaryota; Fungi; Ascomycota; Sordariomycetes; Sordariales; Podosporaceae
Exons: 3
Coding region: 217-612 (131 amino acids)
Source: RefSeq, a predicted model, not a curated record